Marchantia polymorpha subsp. ruderalis is the source of this 1263-nucleotide messenger RNA. NCBI's taxonomy places the organism in Eukaryota, Viridiplantae, Streptophyta, Marchantiopsida, Marchantiales, Marchantiaceae. The record is from the annotation of a GenBank genome assembly.
UCCGCAGCGGUGCUCAUCCUUCGAAGGCUGCCCCUGCUUCAGCAAUUGCUUCCGCGCUCUCGCACGAGGCGGAGCUUCGAUCGCGACGCCGAGAGGAGGUUCGCAUUCGCACGAGCAGCUUCGGAGGCAGACGCAGCGAGAGCAGAAAUUCGACCCGACAAAUCGCCGGAGCAAAGUGCCGUCGCGGGCGGGCCUCGCAGAAGCUGCCAGGGUUGUGGAUGCGAUUCUCGGCAGUCGAAAGCUGGUUUUAGUUCCUCUCCGGACGACUCUGCGAGUUUACGCAGCUCAGAGCAAAGGAAGACAGCGACCGUGCUGUGGGUUUAGGUUUGUCGACAAUGUCCUACAAUAAUGUUAUCGGUGGCAAGUUGAAGCUGAAAGGCAAGGCGUUGGAUGUGAAAGCGGGCGGAUUGAAGAAGAAGAAGAAGAAGAGCAAGGAGUCGAUAGAGCAGAAGCUUCUCCAACUGAAGGAAAAGGAGGAAUUAGAACAUGGGUCAGACGCAGAGGAGAAAAGGGAAUCUCCGGCACAUGACGACCAGGAGGUACAAGGAUUAGGAGGAGGAGGAGGAGGAGGAGGAAGUAAUGAUAGACAACUUGCUGUAUAUGAGGAUCAUCGGACACCUGCAGAGAAGAAGUACGAUGAGCAGAGAAUAGAAUUAGAGACACGCCGUCUUGCCAAGGUGGCGAGUAAAUCACAUAGACAAAAGAUUGAGGAGUUUAAUCAGUAUUUAGCAAACUUGAGUGAGCAUUAUGACAUCCCGAAGGUGGGACCAGGAUAGGAAAUGGCCGAGGAUGCGGUGUUUCCGACGCUGUACGGGGGAUUUUUAAUUUUACUUUCUGGAUAUGAAGCGCGAGGUCAGUUCGUGUGAUUUAGCAGUAUUUUAGAGGACUAUCUUAUUAUGCUCAUGACGUUUCAUGUUGAACAUGUACAAUUUGUAGCAGCUUAGACUAGUUAGCUCAGACACUUUCCGAUCAAGUGGGAGCAAAGUUUUGCGAAGUUUUUCAGACUCGGAAAAGUGCAAUGUAUGAGGGAGUUCAUUGGGUCGCUGUGAAUUAUCCCUAGAUCUGCAAAAUAGAAAGCAUUUCAGGAUUGAGCUGUUUUAACUUGUCACUUUGUAUGUUACCGCAUCUUUCAACGAGUAAGCCAAGGUUGGUCUACUCGUCCUCUGAUGCCGACAUUAUGCCGAGUAAGCGAAGGUUGGUAGGGGUCCAUUCGCAAUGCAUUUCCUCUCUCGGAGCGUAGUCUAUGUACCAUCUUUCACCUGU